GGAAGGGGGCGUGGCUUAGGCGUGUCGCUGUGAAAGAAGUACACAAUUAACACACAUAUUAACUUCAUUUUAUUUUGUUCACCGACAUGGAGUCAAAUGUUACCAACGUUGUGGAUGUCUCAGCUUAGACAUUAAAUGUCCGAGCGAUAUUAUCGUGAAGUCGCAGCAGUGUGGAGUGGAUUGACUUCUUAGCAUUAGCAUCUUAGCAUGUGCAAGAUGGCGGCCCGGCUGUUGUUGUUGUUGGUGUUCAUGGCCUCCUGCUCGGCCCUCCACGCCUUCUUCACGUCUGUUGGUCACAUGACGGACCUUCUGUACACAGAACAGCACUUGUUGGCCUCGCUGAAGGAUUACAUCCACGCCGAGGAGAACAAAUUGGAGCAGAUUAAAAAGUGGGCCGAGUACCUGGACGACCUCUCUGGCCUGGCCCUGCAAGACCCCGAAGGCUUCCUGGGACAUCCCGUGAACGCCUUUAAGCUGAUGAAGAGGCUCCGUAGCGAAUGGGCCGAGGUGGAGACUCUGGUGCUCACCAACGUGUCUGACGGUUUCAUCUCCGACCUGACCGUCGGGAGGCAGCACUUCCCCAACGAAGUGGACCAGACCGGUGUUGCCGAAGCCCUGCUGAGGCUGCAGGACACGUACGAGCUGGACACCAACACCCUCGCUAAAGGAGAGCUGCCAGGAAGCUCCUCCCUCCGCAGCCCCCUGACGGCGGACGACUGCUACGACCUCGCCAUGGUGGCGUACCAGGAGAACGACUUUUACCACACGGAGCUGUGGAUGUCCCAGGCUCUGAGGCAGCUGGACCAGGGAGAACCGCCCGGCGCCGUGGACGCCGUCACCGUCCUGGACUACCUUAGCUACGCCCUCUACCAGCAGGGGGAGCUGGAGAGCGCUAUGGAGUACACCAAGCGGCUGCUGAAGCUCGACCCCAGCAUAAAGCAAGCUGAGAUGAACCUUCACUACUUUGAGUAUCACCUGGACAAGAUGAAGAAGGGCGAGGAGACUGAGGAGACGCUCAGGAUGGGCGGAGCUGAGCCACACCUGGACCACGACAAGACGUAUGAGAAGCUGUGUCGUGGAAAGAGCACUGAGAUGACCUCACGCAGGCAGAGUCGCCUCUUCUGCCGUUACCAUGACAGCCGUCGCCAUCCGAGGUACGUGAUUGGGCCUGUGAAAGAGGAAGACGAGUGGGAUCGUCCCCGCGUCGUCCGAUAUCACGACAUCGCGACAGACGAGGAGAUGAGCAAGUUUAAAGAGCUGGCGAAACCCAGGCUAACACGUUCCAAAGUGGUGGACAGUCAGGCCGGUCAUUCUUACGAGGCCGGGUACAGAAUCUCAGAGAACGCGUGGCUGGGACAGCACGAGCACCCUGUGGUGAACAUGAUGGUCCAGAGGAUCGGGGACAUCACCGGCUUGGACGUGUCCACAGCAGAGCAGCUGCAGGUGGCAAACUACGGUGUGGGAGGACAGUACGAAGCACAUUAUGAUUUUAACCGGGAAGAUGAAUCCGACUCCUUUGCAGAGCUGGGGACAGGAAACAGAAUCGCCACCUGGCUGCUUUACAUGAGCGACGUGCAGGCAGGGGGCGCCACCGUCUUCACUGAUGCAGGAGCCGCGGUUUGGCCCAAAAAGGGCACGGCCGUCUUCUGGUACAAUCUUCACCCCAGCGGAGACGGAGACUAUCGGACCAAACACGCCGCCUGUCCCGUCCUCGUGGGAAGCAAGUGGGUGGCCAACCUGUGGUUGCAUGAACGAGGACAGGAGUUCAGGCGGCCCUGUCCCCUUUGACGGUCCCAGUAAGCAUGUUUACCAACAGGACUCUGCUACCAGAUUGUUUGUACGCCCCUGUAUCGGUGUGUUACCAUGGCGACCGUCUAUUGCGGGUCCGGUUCUUGGAGACUCGCUGCUUGUUUUUGUCACUGCUGACUAAUCGAUUAUCACAACAUUUCCUGUUGAAUGAAACAUCA
Messenger RNA from Nerophis lumbriciformis (worm pipefish), 1967 nucleotides. RefSeq names its product prolyl 4-hydroxylase subunit alpha-1-like. Gene Ontology annotation, molecular function: iron ion binding; protein binding; L-ascorbic acid binding. The record is from RefSeq and is a predicted model, not a curated record. NCBI's taxonomy places the organism in Eukaryota, Metazoa, Chordata, Actinopteri, Syngnathiformes, Syngnathidae. Gene Ontology annotation, biological process: peptidyl-proline hydroxylation to 4-hydroxy-L-proline. Gene Ontology annotation, cellular component: endoplasmic reticulum.